CACUAGCGGUAUAAACAAAGUUAAAGUUCAUCAUAAUUUUUUCUUACAAAACUCAAAGAAAGAAAAUUUGUUCAAAGGCGAGAAGAUUUAUUUAUUUACUCGAAAAUAAAAGAAAAUGGGUCUUCUCACGAAUCCAUCUCUUAACCAGAGGAGCAAAUUCGGUCGCACCUUAAUAAGACACAAUAGGAAAAUAUGUUUUGUUCUCUACUUAGCCGGCCUAGUGUGGUUCGUCUGCUUGGGUCAUCCAGAUUUUAAUCAUUCGACUUAUUUAUCAGAAAACGCCUUAUCGCCAGGUUUGGUCUAUUCUGAGUUGAAACCUGAUUCGGGAAGAUUAGCGCAGACUUUGUUGGAAGAGUUGAAAAGGGAACGAGAAGAUCAUCGGUCUAAUAUGCCUUAUGCUUGGAUUCAAGCUAAAAUGAAGCAAAUCGGUUUGGAGACCCAUGUUCAUAACUUCACAUUAAAUUAUCCGUUUGGGGGAGGGAAGGUCUUUCAAGGGAAGAACGUCUAUGGGAUACUUCGUGCUCCUCGAAUCGGUUCAACUGAAGGGAUUGUCUUUUCAGCACCAUACCGCCCUCCGAACUCCGUUCACGCUGACAUAACUCCCAGUGUUCCACUUCUCUUGGCCUUCGCAGACUUUGCUAGGAGAAAGAACUACUGGGCAAAGGAUUUGAUAUUUUUGGUUACCGAACAAGAACAGUUGGGUGUUCACGCGUGGCUCGAGGCUUACUACGGUGGAGGCAUGGGCGAUAAAUCAGUGUUGAACAGUGGCAAUCUCCCUGCCAGAGCUGGAGCUCUCCAAGCAGCCUUAAAUUUAGAAAUUCAGGACUUCGAUGCAGAAUACAUCGAUGUCAAAAUAGAAGGCCUUAACGGUCAACUACCAAACCUGGAUAUGUUCAAUCUCGUGCAGCGGUUAACUGUUCGCGAGGGAAUAUCAUCGGGCUACAAACAAAUUCCAAGAAAGAAGCGCAAGGCAUCCCAGACCACCGUUAAGGAAAACCUCAAGAAUAUCCUCGCAAUGAUUUCCAGUCAGGCGAAUGGUGUUCCAACUGGAAAUCACGGGCUCUUCCAUCGGCAUCGCAUUGAAUCACUCACACUUGAAGCCGUAAAAGGAAGUUCCACUAGCAACACGAACAGUAGGAAUAUUGCUGCUGCAGUUGUUCUCUUGAAAACCGUCGAGGGAAUCUCGAGGAGUUUGAACAACCUUCUCGAGCGAUUCCAUCAGAGUUACUUCUUCUACAUUCUCGUCCAAAAUGACCGAUUCAUCUCGAUCGGAGACUUUAUGCCAUGUCUGGCUCUGAUGGCUGGUCCUCUGUACAUCAAAGCUUUCCUUCUCUGGCUGAAUCUGAACAGUGCCGAAGAUGAUGACACCGAUGAUUCGGAGAAGAAGCAAAAGUCUAAGGAGCAUGAAAAAGAAUUGCCAUACAUAAAAGUCUUGAUAUUUAUGGGUAUAGUGGCGUUGCUUGGAAUUGUGGCCAACCUGCUGCCACUCAACAAAUCUCUGGGCAAUUUCUUUGCCGAGAAUGACAUCUCCACUCCCAUUGGUGUGACUUUCUUCCUUUCGUUUGUCACAGUUCUGGGCUUCUUUAUGCCAUUUUUCAUCCACUUGGACCAGGCUGGUUUGGAAUUGCUGCACGUUGGGUCGCUUUUAGCGAUGGGAUCGGCGCUUCUUGUAAUUGGAUUGCUCAAUUUUGCUUUAGGGUUUUUCAUUGCUGUAGCAAGCUGUCCUCUGGCUAUUCUCAUCAAUACGAAACAUGGAAAUUCUGCCAAGCUCUUCACUACUCUCUACACAUUCCUGCUCAAUCCUCUGUUUGUUAUCUAUUUGCAAGUUUUGAUUCUCACCAUGUCAGCAUUCCCAGAACUCUCAUUAAGCAAUGUGUGCUUCAAGGCUUUAAAUGCAUCAAUGGAUGCCAUAACUUAUGGAUUAGUUGAUUCUAUUAUUUAUGGAAAUUGGCUGUUUACAACAUUGACAAGUGUUUGUUUCCCCAUUUGGAUUCUGCUUUGGUCUCUGAACCUUGUUUCCGAUGAUCUAAGUCAUUCCAAGUCUAAAAAACUCAAAAUGAACUAAUUUAUUUUUGUAUUACAAACUUUA
Molecule: messenger RNA, 2089 nt
Organism: Eupeodes corollae
Lineage: Eukaryota; Metazoa; Arthropoda; Insecta; Diptera; Syrphidae
Gene: GAA1
Product: glycosylphosphatidylinositol anchor attachment 1 protein
Exons: 5
Coding region: 116-2065 (649 amino acids)
Biological process (GO): attachment of GPI anchor to protein
Cellular component (GO): GPI-anchor transamidase complex; membrane
Source: RefSeq, a predicted model, not a curated record